AUGAAAAAAAUAAAUGAGAUUAUUUUAUCUUUUUUAUUCGCGUUACAUUUUGUAAAUUGUCUUAAAAGCAACUUUAGGAAAAAUGCCUAUAUUCUUCACUCCCCCAAUUGGACAAAUGAUUCCAAAACCCGUUUCAGAAGAUGGAAUAGCCAAAAUAAUAAUAAUAUUCAAGAUUUGUAUCAAGAUGAUGAUUUGAUAAAAUGUGAGUUGCCAAAUAAAUUAAGUAGUAUAAUAUACAAAAAACGAAAAAAUAAAAACAAAAAAAUGUAUAUAUUAAAUAAUGAAAACCAUGUAAUAUUACCUUCGAAUCCAAUUUCGGAAGAGUAUAAACAUUGUAUAAAUCCAAUCGAUUUUAACUAUGAAGAAUUGCAUGUCUAUAUGGAAGUAAAUACUGGAAGUGUCAACGAAAAGAAAAAUCAGCAAGGUAUUAGUCACUUAUGUGAACAUGUAUCUUAUAUGGGUUCAAAGAAAAGAAAAGAUAUCAUAGAUAAAAAUAUUCGAACAAACGCAUAUACCGAUUUUCAUCAUAUCGUUUUUUAUAUAAGUGUGAGUUUAAAUAACGAAAUAUAUAAAGAAAACUCUUUAACCGAUUUCAAGUAUGAUAAUUUUGUAAAAAAUAUUAAAGAAGAUGAUAUUGAAAAUUAUGACAUAUAUACAGUUGACGAAUUUAAUUAUAAGCAUAGUAUUUUAUCUCAGUGUCUUGAUGUUAUGGUAGAUGUUUUAUCGGGUCGAGAUCAAUUUAAUAAGGAAAGAAUAACAAAAGAAAAAAAAGCCAUAUUUUCUGAAUACAGUAUUAUAAAUACCGUAGAAUACAAAAUUAACUCCGAUAUUAUAAAAACUUUGCAUAAAGAAAACAGGUUAUCUCAUAGACUCCCAAUUGGAAAACUAGAAUUACUAAAACGUUAUGAAGAAAAAGACGUAAAGGAGUAUUUUAAUUUAUUUUUUAGACCUGAGAAUGUAAAUUUAUAUGUUUAUGGGGAUAUAAAUGCUGAUAUUGCACAAAAAAUUAUAAACAGCAAAUUUAAUAAUAUAAAAUGUACCGAUUUAAAAAAAACAGAUAUAGAAUAUUUAAAUAUUUUAAACGAUAAAAAUACACUCCGAUCAAAGAAUAAAAAUUUACCUGCUGUUGUUCAUAUGUAUGGUUCGACACCAAAAAACACAAGUAAUGCAAAUUCUUAUGAUAAGUUAAUUGACACAUGCAAUAAUAAUCAACAAAAUUCAUGUAAUGAUAAAGAAGUUUCACAAUUAAUAUCAGAAGAUACUUCUAAAAUGGGCGAAUUGAUAGAUGAUAAUAUUGCAGAUCUUGUCAAAUUUAAGAAUCUAAAGAAAGAAAACAAAAAUGAUAUUGUUACCGAAUUAAAAUUCCGAUCUUAUUUACAAAAUAAAUAUGCUGUAAAUUUGGAAGAAGAAAAAUCAUUAAACAAACCAUUAGAAAAAAAUUUCAAAACUCAAUUUGAAAUAUUUAAAUAUUCGCUAAAUAAUGCUAAUAUAAAUAUUUUAUUAAAAGAAGAAAUAAAAAGUAUUAGAUCUAUGGAAGAUUUUAAAAUAUCCAUAAUAAAAGACAUCAUAUUUUACUGCUUAUCAUUUAGAUUUAAUAUACAUAGAAAUGAUCUAUUUAAUAAUAUAGAUAUAAACGAAUAUACAAAUAUAAAUGAAGGAUCCACUAUUAGAACAAUAGAAAUAAAAACAAAUCCCCAAUCUAUUCAUAAAAGUAUAAACGGUUUAUAUAAAUUUAUAAAAAGUCUGAUUAUAUAUGGAUUUUCAAAAGGAGAAAUUGAAAAUUAUAAAAUUAAUGAAAUUGAUUUUGAUAACAUCGAUGAACAAAAUGCAGAAAAAAAUAAUACUAUUGAUACUACCAAUAAUAGUAAUGAUGGGGAGAAAGGAUCAUCUUCCACUUCACAAAAUAUGAAACUAGGUCAUUCUGAAACAUGCAACGAACAAAAUGAAGAAUAUAUUUUAGACACUAAAAUGAAUGAAAUAUAUACUGAUGAAAUUCAAAAAAUAAUUGACUACAAUUCAUGUAACAAUGUAUAUAUGAAUGAAAAAAGAGAAAAAAAAUUAAAAAAACAAAUUUUUGAAAAUAUUACAAUUGAAGAAAUAAAUAAUUUUGCUAAAAAUUAUUUUCAAUAUUUAUUUAAUAUAUUUAAUGAGGAUACUUCAUUAAAACCAAAUUGUGUUAUUAUUCAUGUUCCAUAUGCCAAUUUUAAUGAUUUAAAAAAAAGUGAUAUUAAAGAAUAUUUUUAUAAUAAUAUAUAUUCAGAAGAACAAAUACCAAAUUAUUCAAUAAAUAUCCAAAAACAAUUAUUAUCACCCCAAUAUAUAUAUCAAAAUAUUACAGAAAAUUUGCAUAGAUCAAAAUAUAUCGAUCUAAUCCCCCAAAAACAAAAAAACUCAUCAAUUUUUAGUUACAUACUAAACCAAAUUAAACGGCUAGAAAAACCUCAUGGAAUUCAUAAUACAAAUUGCAUCUUAAAAAAUCUAAACACAGAACCAAAUUUUGACCUAUUUAAAGCAUGUUAUAAUAUUGACCAUAAUGAUAACAAAAAAAUAGACACAAUAAACGAAUUAAAUAAUAAUGAAUUUCCAAAAAGCAGUAAUACUAAUAAUUUUGACCAGGAUAUCGAAACUACAAAUGAAAAUUUUCAUGAGGAUGUUAAAUUGCUGAAUUUGAAAAAUUAUGUAUUAUCAAAUAAGGGUAAAAAAGAAAUAGAAAAUUAUCAACUACUAAAUGGCAUUAAAAUAAAUUUAUAUAAAACACAAAUUGAUAAAAAAUAUGUUUAUUUAAGACUCAUAAUUCCACAUAACGAUAUAUUAAGAAAAAAAAAAAACAAACUUCAAAACAAAAGCAGUAACUUCGACUUAUUAUUUUCUAUUAUAUGCUUAUUUGAAGGAGGUGAAAUUGAAAAUAUAAGCAGAGAAAAUGUUGAAAUACAUUGUAGCAAUAAAAGCAUAAACAUAUACAUAGAUAUAAAUGAUGAAUAUUUUUACAUCGAUAUAUAUACAUAUAAUAAAUAUGAAAAUAUUAAUUCUGCAUUUUCUAUUUUAAAUAAUAUUAUAUUACAAACGAAAAUUGAACCUUCGUCUCUACCAAGAGUUGUUGAUAAAUUAAAAAAAGACUUUUUCGAGUACAAAAAUAAUUUACAGUCAUUUUUAUUAGGACAAACGAUUUAUUAUCUAUCUGAUGGUGCAAUAGGAAACCAAAAUUUUGAUAUUCAGGAUGUGGAAAAAAUUACCUUUGAAACUGUACAGAAUGUAUUAAAUAAUUUAUUCACUGAUUUAUCAUUAUUUGAAUUAACAAUUGUUGGAGACAUUUCUAACAGAAUUCAUUAUUAUAUUCUUCACUAUUUGGGUACUUUGAAAAAUAGAAAUAUGGAGGCAUAUAAAAAUCUCAAAGAAACAGAACAAUUAAAGGAUAUUAGCCCAUUAGAGAAAAAUGCACCGUUACAGCAAAGCACACCAAAUAAAAAUUUUGAAACACCCCAUAUUUCUAAUGAUCUUAUAAAAAAAAAAAAUGAAAACAAUUUAUUAGACGAAUAUAAUUUAUUAUGUCCAUUUAAAAAUUAUGAAGACAAAUUAAAAGACGAUACAUAUGUAUAUAUAAAAGAAAAAGAAGAACAUGCUAUUUUUUUAUUAAUAGGAAAAAGUGCAAAUCAUUUUGGAUUUUUGCCAAAUGGUGUGCAUAUAUCAUUAUAUUUAAUUCAAUAUUUAAAGGAAUUAUUACACCAUAAGGAAAAUGAACACCGAAAAAAAACAGAUGACAAAAAGAAUAACAAAAAUUUGGAUACAACCAUGAUCGAUUCCGAACUCGAAUCGAUAUCUAAACAUAUAAAUAUAAAAGAUUGUGAAGGAGAUACUUUCCAAGAAAUUAUUAACAGAAAAGCAAAAUUAUAUAUACAUCCAUUAUUUUUUAGUAUAGUAUCCUAUAUUAUUCAAUAUAUAUUGAAUAGCAAAUUUUUUCAUCAUUUAAGAGAAAAAAAAGAAUUAACAUAUGAUUCAUCUUUUGAAUUUAUAAAUUACGAUAAGUAUUUUGCUGGAUUUUUUACAUUAUUAGUUCAAACAAAUCCACAAGAUUUAAAUAUAGUGAAAAAGGAAGUUUUAUCAGCUUUUCAUGAAUUUACAAGAAAUUAUUAUAAUUAUUCUGACUAUUUAAUACAUAAUGCUAAAUUAUCAUAUUUAAAUAAAAAAAAUAAAGAUUUAAAAUAUUUUAUUGAUAAAAUAUCUGGUAUGAUGUUAACACAUUUUCCAUUAAAAUAUAAAAAUAAAGGUUUAUUAAAAGACAAUAUUAUAUUAAAUAAAAUUCAAAAAAUAGACAUACUUUUAGUUUUAUUCAUACUAUUUAAUCAAAAAAAAAAUUAUCAUAUAUCUUAUGGAAUAUCCGCUCCAGAAAAUUUGUGGACUAACUUGUACAAAAAUAUAAAUAAAUUGGGAUGA
Messenger RNA from Plasmodium yoelii, 4431 nucleotides. Its product is annotated as stromal-processing peptidase, putative. The coding region runs from base 1 to 4431 and encodes 1476 amino acids. Gene Ontology annotation, biological process: heme biosynthetic process. The transcript has 6 exons. Gene Ontology annotation, cellular component: cytosol. The record is from RefSeq and is a predicted model, not a curated record. Gene Ontology annotation, molecular function: zinc ion binding; porphobilinogen synthase activity. NCBI's taxonomy places the organism in Eukaryota, Apicomplexa, Aconoidasida, Haemosporida, Plasmodiidae.